Messenger RNA from Manduca sexta (tobacco hornworm), 1047 nucleotides. RefSeq names its product serine/threonine-protein kinase MAK-like. Gene Ontology annotation, biological process: protein phosphorylation; intraciliary transport; cilium assembly. NCBI's taxonomy places the organism in Eukaryota, Metazoa, Arthropoda, Insecta, Lepidoptera, Sphingidae. Gene Ontology annotation, molecular function: ATP binding; protein serine/threonine kinase activity. Gene Ontology annotation, cellular component: cilium; cytoplasm; nucleus. The record is from RefSeq and is a predicted model, not a curated record.
AUAUAAUAGAACACAUUAUUUUUCAAGAAAAAUGUAUUGUAUAACGCAAAUUCUAUUUGUGUACACGAGUAACAACUUCAUUUAUUUACUAAUAAUACCUACUUGUGAAAUUAUAUUAUGCACUAUUGUAAAAUCAUAUUAUUAAUAUUAUUAUAUGGAUACAGCUUUACAGAACGGAGCUUUAUGGACUUGACAUCAGUAGAAAUUUCGUUCGCUAUUUAAUUCUAUACGAAUAAGUAAAUUGCAAGAGAAUUUAGUUAUGUGGUGACAAUAAUUGAUUAAAAUGACUUGGUAGCAGUUGUAAGUGCAGAAUUUGUACGCUGUGUGGUCGAAUAAGCGACGAGGCACCGUAGCGGCAGCUGGCCGCCAUGAACCGGUAUGUGGUGUUACAGCAACUCGGCGACGGCACGUACGGGUCAGUGGUGCUCGCACAGCGACGAGACACCGGCGAGAAGGUGGCCAUCAAGCGCAUGAAACGCAAAUACUAUUCUUGGGACGAAGCGAUGAAUUUGCGUGAGGUUAAAUCUUUAAAGAAGCUUAAUCACGCUAACAUUGUCAAACUACGAGAGGUCAUACGCGAGAAUGACACUUUAUACUUUGUAUUCGAGUACAUGCGCGGCAAUUUGUACCAGUUGAUACGCGACGCGGAGCGACCAUUUCCUGAGCCGGUGCUGCGCAAUAUCAUAUACCAAGUGUUACAGGGCCUUGCGCACAUGCAUCGACAUGGUUUCUUCCACCGAGAUCUGAAGCCCGAGAAUUUGUUGUGUUGUGGUCCCGAAUUGGUGAAGAUCGCUGAUCUGGGUUUGGCGCGCGAGGUACGCUCGCGGCCGCCCUACACAGACUAUGUCUCGACGCGUUGGUACCGCGCUCCCGAGGUACUGCUACACGAUACGCGCUAUGGCGCGCCCAUUGACUUGUGGGCGCUCGGCUGUAUCACUGCCGAACUCUACACGUGUCGUCCGCUGUUUCCCGGCAACUCUGAAAUCGAUCAGUUGCACAAAAUCUGCGCGAUCCUGGGCACGCCCGACCGCGACGAUUGGCCCGAAG